Messenger RNA from Phymastichus coffea, 5306 nucleotides. RefSeq names its product dentin sialophosphoprotein (gene wde). Gene Ontology annotation, molecular function: transcription coregulator activity; protein binding. Gene Ontology annotation, cellular component: transcription regulator complex; nucleus. NCBI's taxonomy places the organism in Eukaryota, Metazoa, Arthropoda, Insecta, Hymenoptera, Eulophidae. Gene Ontology annotation, biological process: regulation of DNA-templated transcription. The transcript has 12 exons. The record is from RefSeq and is a predicted model, not a curated record. The coding region runs from base 409 to 4383 and encodes 1324 amino acids.
CAGCAGCUGUAUAGCUGCAUGGCGCGUCCGAGGCUCUCGCAACACCGCCCGCCGUCUCGCACCUAGUCUCUCGCUCGCGCGCCAUUCCGUCGCGCGUGUGCGUCUUGUCUUCGGGCUGCACCGCGCGUGUUGACGCGAGCCGUGAACCGUCACGGACUUUGUUCAUCAACCAGACUGCGAUUGAUUAUCGCAGUGAGGUUAGAAUUCGUGCGGGGUCAACGGGACGACUCAUUUACACGCAAGGCUCAUUUACUGAACAUUGGGACAACCAGGCCCAUCUAGUGAUUUUAGUAGCUGAUGCAGCCCAGUCCCCAGUCUCGAUUGGUUGGCAUCCAGUAGACUUUCCGAAUGCAAGCAAUUAUUAAUCAGUGAACCUAAUGGGAUUCUCGACAACAUUACUGAUGUCUUAUGAUGAUGGAUGCAGUCAAAAUAGGAACAGUGCCUACUACGAAGCCGUUGUUGAUUAAUAAAAUAAUUGAAACUACUGAUAGUUCAAAGGAAAAAAUCGAUGAUAUUUCGUUUACUGAGGAUAAUGAAGAUGAUGAGAUGAGAUUAAGAUUGUCUGAUGAAGAAGAAAACGAACAGGAUAAUAUAUUUAGUAAUAUUCAAAAUCAUCAACCAAAUUCACUUCUAAAAAAAGAUGAUUUCGAGUUAGACGCUUCUACUACUGUCAAUUCCGAAGAGACAUCUGAAGUCUGCCAGGAAAAAUUGAAAAAUACCGACACAAGUGAUAAAAAAGUAAAUACUCCUUCUACUGUUGAUUCCAAAGACUCCUCUAAAGUUUGUCAACAAAUAUCGAAAGGAUCAGAAACAAGUGUUAAACAAACUGAUACUCUUGCUCCUGUUGACAACGAAAAUAAAUCUGGAGCUUGUCAGCAAAGGUUAAUAGAUUCAGAAGAAAGCACUGAAAAAGAAAAUUGUAAGUCCAUUCAACCUGAAGAAGCAUCUAUCAAUCUUGAACAAGUAGUAAAAUAUUUGGAUUCUGCUAUCGAAGAAGGUGAUUAUACUAAUUAUCCAAGUGACGGUGAUUUAGAUGAAGAGAGGGUUACUGAAAACGGUAAUUUGAGUGACGAGGAAACUGGUAUGAGCGACAGGAUGCCGCACAAUCCCACGAAAUAUUGGUCAAGCUUCGACCCACGCCCAUGGAAAGGAUCACGAAAACGUUCAAGUUUUCCUCAUCGUGGGUCUAACAGUUGGUAUCAUCAACAGUAUCCAGAUAGGGACAAGUUGAAGAAAAAUAAUCUUCAUCAUAGCAAUAGCCAUUUUAUUAGAACAAGUCGUUCACGAGGAAGUUUCAGUAGUUCAGCUAGAGAAAGUUGGACUAGAGAUGCGAAGAAAGACGAAGUCAAUGCAUCCUUGAGAUUAAGGGAUAAAAAGAUUUCCAAAGAUGUUACUACUGGUAAAGAUCUUUUGGUUAAACAGAACGGCAUUAUCGCAAAUGGCCUAGAUCACAAAGAAAAUAAUUCUUCCGGCCAAAAUGAUAAGUUGAUUACCGUUAUGAAUAAAACAGAUAAAGUAGGGAUUAAAACUAUUUCUGCCGUACAGAAUAAACGCACGUUAGAUUCAAAGUUAUCAACAGAUCAAAGCAGUAAAAUGAAUGGUAAUGAAAGUGGUGGUGUUAAACUGUUGAAUGGAGUUGUAUAUGUCGAUGAUCGUCCAAGUAGUAUAGCUAGUGCAUCAAUAACCAAAAACUGUGAAUUAUCAUUGAUUGACAAGGAUAAAGGAAAAUUUGAAUCUUCAUCACAAAGUACCGCAACAGAAACGAUAAAAACUCCAAAAAUUAGUGAGGUGCUCAGCGAAGCCCAAAUACAAAUUAAAGAUGUGACAUCACAAAACAAUAGCAUGAAUAAUAAAUUCAAAGAUUUAAUGGAUGUUGAUGAGAAUGUUAACGACAAACCUGAUAGUACUAGUGAUUUAAUUUGCAUACAAGCUAAUAUUAGAGACGCUGGUGAGAAAAUCGGUAAAAACGAUGAUUUCAGCUGUGUUUCCAUUGUACAAGAAAAAACAAAUGGAACAUUAGAAAAGAAAAAAUUAGAUGAUAGUGUUCAAAGAAAUGACUAUCAAACUUUGGAAAGUGGCAAAUCCAUAACUUUCACCGAAAUCGGGCAAAGAGAUGACGGUAUUAAGAACUACCUGUCCAUGGAUGUUGAUUUAAACACGGAAACAUCUCAAAACAAUGAAGAUGAUUGGAGAGACUCUGAAUCCGGUUCGCUGAUCAUUGAUGAAAGUGCCCCUAAAGAAAAUAAAUCUAAUGAUAAAUUGAACGGAGAUACCGAAGAUGGUAAAACCCUAAAAGAAGGUGACAAGUCAGGCGCUGCAAAGAACAAAGAUCAAAAUGGAUUGAAUAAUGUGAUAGAAGAAGUUGAUUUGAUUGAUGAUGAUUCACAAGAGGCAAUUCUCAAAUCUAAUAAUACAGACACUAAUAUAUCGCAUUCAGUUUCUCUUGAUACUACAAAUGGUGAUAAAAUAGAAGAAAGCAGUCAAGAUGGCCGAGCUGCUGUUCAUAAAAGACGUCGAAGAAAAAAACUUGUAGAAACCAUGCAAGAGGAACUGCUAAUUAGCGAAGCUGAAAGUGGAGGUCGUCAGAAGCGGCGUUCGGCACGAAAUGCUGAGGAGAUGAUACGCAAAGAAAUCCUCAAAGGUGACAACGACGAUGAGGAUUCGAGUGACGAUGUCGAUAAACUCGUAAAGGUCAAUUAUCGUAAAUCGUUGACGCCAAACAUCAUCACGCGCACUCUUUCACCGCCAACUCUUAAACGGACACUGGACGAAGUCUCCGAUGAAAAGGACAAUGCGGCAUCGACGGGACUCAAGAGAAUCAGGCCCAAUGUAGAGGAUACUUCGGUAUCGGUAGCGCAAAAACAAAGGAACGAAUUUUUGUCUCCGAGAAAGUCUCAAGAAAGCGUCAUCGCAACAGGUCAACUCAUGAGAAAGAUAUCGCAAGAUGAUAUCAGAGGAAAGUUGAAGAAACUAACACAAGAGGAAUUAGAGGCUCUGCUUCUACAAAAGAUUGUCGAGUGCAUAACCGUGCGCGGCGAAAUGGGCAAGCUUCGAGAGCAGGCUCGCGCUUCGAAAAAGUGUCAGGAAAGUCUUCGAAACAAGAACCAGCAGCUUCAGAAGCAAGUUGAGGGUUUCGAGAUGGUCCUGAAGCGAAUCAAUUAUGAUAAGAACAGCAAUGGUGAUAAGUACGUGCCACCAAUCAAGAUCAAUCGGUCUGUCGGCUUACAAGUGAACUUCUUAUCUCAGGAGCACGGAAUCCAAAGUCUGAAACAAAUUCAAGCUCUCCGAACGGGAGCAAACAGUGCCAAUACACCGAAACAGGUAUCAGCGCAAGCGCUGAUCCCGGACAACCAGAGUCCUCGUAAAAUGAUGAAAACACGAUCGCCACGCAGACCAGAUAUGACACCAACGAUAGUUCAGGUACCAACUCCGACCUCCGUUGGCGUUCAGGCGAACAGCGCAACUCCUGCUCUCGUAAUGACAGCGAAACCGACUGAUCCCAAUGCCAAACGUAACGGUAAUGUCCUGCAGAUCGUUGCGCCAUCAGGUAAUCAACAACAGACCGUUACCACAAGACCUACGCUUACAAUACAAAGGACGACAUGUACCAACCCUAGCAAAGCUAGUGAUCUCAUCGACUUGACUGACGAAGAGGACAAAUCCAAAGUAACAGCUAUUGCAACUACUGGUGGACUACCGGCUAGAUUACCACGAGUAUUACAAGCUGUACCAGCUAGUAGCGUGGCUUUAAAUAAUGCAACCAACCUGAGACUAUUACCAGCAGCUAAUUCGACUGCUGCAAUGGGGACCAACGUACCAAGACUAGCAUACGUGAUGCAAAGUGGUCCAAAUGGUGUACCGACAAGGCAGUUAGUUUUAACAAGUAAUAAUUCAGUAAAAACUGUAACAAGUUUAACCACAACAGGAACGCUUAAUUAUAAACGAAGCGUAACUGCAUUGCCAAAUGGAGCUGUAAGAUUAGUGACAACGCAAGCUGCCCAAAUACCGAUUUCAAAGCAUCCAGCGCCUUUGCCGGAAUCACCUAUGCCACCAUCGGAGCCUUCGUGGAAAUUAGCGCCACCAGCACCGUCGCUGAAGAUAUCCAAAGUUGCUACUGGCAUCGUACUAUCGUGGAAUAUGUCGCUGACGGAUAAGUAUGCAGACAUAGUUAGUUAUCAAUUAUACGCUUAUCAAGAGGUCGCAGGGACGCCUCCUAGUGCAAAUUUGUGGAAAAAAGUGGGUGAUGUUCGAGCGUUACCAUUGCCCAUGGCUUGUACUUUAACUCAGUUUACGGAAGGAAAUAAUUAUUACUUUGCUGUCAGAGCUGUUGAUGCACAUUCCAGAUUCGGCCAGUACAGCAAACCUGGCAACAUUUCUCUGUAAGAGAAAUGUAAAUUAAAAUUAACUAUUGAACUAGGAACAUAUAUUUGCCUGUUUUCUUUUCACUGCUCCGGACUUAUAUGAAGUAAGGUUUUAAUACGCGUUUCGAUACGAAAGAUUACUUUUAAUACAUUAUUUGUAAUAUAACAUCGUAUAGUUAGGUAAACAAACUUAAAAGUUUUCAUGCGUUUAACAUAUGUAAGUGUGUGUAAUAUCAUGUAAAGAUGCUCAGUUUUACUAGAUUUCCAUUAGUAGCACCUAAGUUCUUGUUUUAUAAGCUUUGAUGAUAAAGGAAAAAAAAUAGAAUUUUUUGUGCGGAUAUUUUAAGUUUGAAUUUCAUUAACUACUUUUUAGUUUUAGCACUGUGUUCAGCAACGGAUUGAUACUGUUCAAAAUUUAUUUUUCUUGUUAGAAUGUCGAAAUCGACCUGCCAAGUUACUAUUUUGAAAAGUUAGGAAGAAUCGAAACUUACUGCUUAUAACUGUUAAUAUGGAUUUAUAAUAAUUCCGAAAAGAAACCUUUCAAUGAUUACUUUUUCAAUCAAUAUUGAAUUUUUUUUUACAUGUUUGUUAUAUUACUUGUGAGCUCUAAAUUAUUUGUUAUGUGAAAAUGUAAAAAUAUACCAGCUGUGAAUGAGCUUGAUAAUUGAUUUAACUUAAUGUCAGUCAAGACGGAGUAAAGAAAUGAUUGCACUGGUCAUUUCUGUGAAAAGAGUUAAAAAGGCUUGAAGUGGUGGUAUUUAAUCCAAUUUGUAUCCUUGAAGUAACAAUUAAAGGUGUACUAAAAAGUAAUAGCUUUAAGAAAGUUUUGUAUAUAAAACAGUAUAUAAGAAUAAGUUAGAAGUUUUCCUGAGUGACCUUGAACAUGUUUCUGAACUAGCCGCUUUAUACAAAUAAAUACUUGGAUGUUUUCAAUCAAGCGAAAGU